AUGAAGGCCAAUGUGUCCAUUGUAUCUGAAUUUAUUAUCUUAGGACUGUCGACUCGUCCAGAACUUGAUGCUUUCAUUUUUGUUCUCUUUUUAUUCAUCUACACAGUUGCCUUAAUCGGUAAUCUUAUCAUUCUUAUUCUUACAAGUAUUGAUGAAGGACUCAACACCCCCAUGUAUUUCUUUCUAGGGUUUUUAUCUUUGCUUGACAUUUGUUGUACCUCAGCUGUUUUACCAAAGAUGCUUACCAGCUAUGUCUUAAAAUCCAAAGUUAUCUCAUAUUAUGGAUGUGUUAUGCAGCUCUUCUUCUUUACUUGGCCAGUUAGUGUAGAGCUUUUACUGCUUACUGUGAUGGCCUAUGACCGAUAUAUUGCAAUUAGAAAUCCAUUGCGAUAUGCUACUAUUAUAAGUCGGAGUGUAUGUAUCAACAUAGCAAUCAUCAUCUCUGUUAUUGGUUCCUUUAAUUCUAUGACAAAUACCUACUUUACCUUUCGACUUCCCUAUUGUGCUGAUAAUAAGAUAAACCAUUUCUUUUGUGAGAUAAUGCCACUGCUGAAAUUGGCAUGCGCUGACACCUAUUUCAAUGAAAUUUUUGUGUUUACCGCUGAUGUCAUCCUUGGAAUGUGCUGCUUUCUUCUUACCUGCCUAUCUUACGUCUUUAUCAUUAACACCAUAAUGAAGAUACGUUCUGCAGAAGGGAAGCGCAAGGCCUUCUCCACAUGUGCCUCACACAUUACAAUAGUGUCCAUGUAUUAUGGUGCAGUUAUUUUCACUUACAUUCGUCCAAGGUCCAGUCUGUCACUGGACAAAGAUAAAAUAGUGUCGACACUCUAUGCUGUGAUUACACCCACUCUGAACCCUAUCAUUUAUAGCCUUAGAAAUAAGGAGGUUAAAGAAGCGUUCAGAAGAGUUAUCAAGAGGUUGUACAAAACCAAGACCUCAACAUGCACCUGUAAUGUAAAAUGA
This is a messenger RNA of Spea bombifrons (plains spadefoot toad), 963 nucleotides long. RefSeq names its product olfactory receptor 13G1-like. Gene Ontology annotation, molecular function: olfactory receptor activity; G protein-coupled receptor activity. The coding region runs from base 1 to 963 and encodes 320 amino acids. Gene Ontology annotation, cellular component: membrane. Gene Ontology annotation, biological process: G protein-coupled receptor signaling pathway. Lineage: Eukaryota; Metazoa; Chordata; Amphibia; Anura; Pelobatidae. The record is from RefSeq and is a predicted model, not a curated record. The transcript has a single exon.